Molecule: messenger RNA, 4523 nt
Organism: Alligator mississippiensis (American alligator)
Lineage: Eukaryota; Metazoa; Chordata; Crocodylia; Alligatoridae
Gene: COL1A2
Product: collagen type I alpha 2 chain
Exons: 52
Coding region: 153-4244 (1363 amino acids)
Molecular function (GO): extracellular matrix structural constituent
Source: RefSeq, a predicted model, not a curated record
GGGCGUCAUUCUGUUAGCGUCCCGGCAGCAGGUUUGGCUCAGCUCGGAGUACCCGCCACCACUGUAUGUUUAUGCCUGCGUCCCAUAGGUAAUAUCUCAGCACCGACCGGGGGCUCUGCAACACAAGGAGUCUGCAUGUCUAGCGACUAGACAUGCUCAGCUUUGUGGAUACACGGAUUUUGUUGCUGCUCGCAGUAACUUCGUACCUAGCAACAUGUCAACAAGCAAAUGAGGCAACUGCAGGACGGAAGGGCCCAAGAGGAGACAAAGGGCCACAGGGAGAAAGGGGUCCACCAGGUCCACCAGGCAGAGAUGGUGAAGAUGGUCCACCAGGGCCUCCAGGGCCCCCUGGUCCUCCAGGUCUUGGCGGAAACUUUGCUGCUCAGUAUGACGGAGCAAAAGCAGGUGACUAUGGCUCAGGACCAAUGGGUUUAAUGGGACCCAGAGGCCCACCUGGAACAAGUGGACCUCCUGGUCCUCCUGGCUUCCAAGGACCUCAUGGUGAGCCUGGUGAACCUGGUCAAACAGGUCCCCAGGGUCCCCGUGGUCCAUCUGGUCCUCCUGGAAAGGCUGGUGAAGAUGGCCAUCCUGGAAAAUCUGGACGAUCUGGUGAGAGGGGCGUCUCUGGUCCUCAGGGUGCUCGUGGUUUCCCUGGAACUCCUGGUCUGCCUGGCUUUAAGGGAAUUAGAGGACACAAUGGUCUGGAUGGUCAGAAGGGACAACCUGGUACUCCAGGCAUUAAGGGUGAAUCCGGUGCCCCUGGUGAAAAUGGUACCCCAGGACAAUCUGGUGCUCGUGGCCUUCCCGGUGAAAGAGGAAGAAUUGGUGCACCUGGCCCAGCUGGUGCCCGUGGCAGCGAUGGUAGCACUGGUCCCACUGGUCCUGCUGGCCCUAUCGGUUCUGCUGGUGCUCCAGGUUUCCCAGGUGCUCCUGGAGCCAAGGGUGAAAUUGGAGCUGCUGGUAAUGUAGGUCCUUCUGGCCCUGCUGGUCCACGAGGAGAGGCUGGACUUCCUGGUUCUUCUGGUCCCGUUGGCCCUCCUGGAAACCCUGGUUCUAAUGGUCUUGCUGGUGCUAAAGGUGCAACUGGUCUUCCUGGUGUUGCUGGUGCUCCUGGCUUGCCUGGUCCACGUGGUAUUCCUGGACCUUCUGGCCCUGCCGGAGCUGCUGGCACCAGAGGUCUUGUUGGUGAACCAGGCCCUGCUGGUGCCAAGGGAGAAAGUGGUAACAAGGGUGAACCCGGUGCUGCUGGUCCAUCAGGUCCCGCUGGUCCAAGUGGUGAAGAAGGCAAGAAAGGUACUACUGGUGAACCUGGCUCUUCUGGCCCCCCUGGUCCAGCUGGUCUAAGAGGCGUUCCUGGAUCUCGUGGUCUCCCUGGAGCUGACGGCAGAGCUGGUGUUAUGGGACCUGCUGGCAGCCGUGGUGCUACUGGUCCUGCUGGUGCUAAAGGUCCUAGUGGUGAUAAUGGUCGCCCUGGUGAGCCUGGCCUUAUGGGUCCAAGAGGUCUCCCUGGUCAACCUGGAAGCUCAGGCCCUGCUGGCAAGGAAGGUCCUGUUGGUUUCCCUGGUGCAGAUGGUAGAGUUGGCCCAACUGGUCCAGCUGGUGCAAGAGGUGAGCCUGGCAACAUUGGAUUCCCUGGACCCAAAGGCCCCACUGGUGACCCUGGCAAACCUGGUGACAGAGGCCAUGCUGGUCUUGCUGGUGCUCGGGGUGCGCCUGGUCCUGAGGGCAACAAUGGGGCUCAAGGUCCUCCUGGUGUUGCUGGCAACCCUGGUGCAAAAGGUGAACAAGGUCCAGCUGGUCCUCCCGGUUUCCAGGGUCUCCCAGGCCCCUCAGGUCCAGCUGGUGAAGCUGGCAAACCAGGUGAAAGGGGUAUGGCUGGUGAAUUUGGUGCCCCUGGCCCUGCGGGUUCAAGAGGUGAACGUGGUCCUCCAGGCGAAAGUGGUGCUGUUGGUCCUGUAGGUCCCAUUGGAAGCCGUGGUCCAUCUGGUCCACCAGGCACUGAUGGCAACAAGGGUGAACCUGGUAAUGUUGGUAAUGCUGGUACUGCAGGCCCCUCUGGCGCUGGUGGAGCCCCAGGAGAGAGAGGCAUUGCUGGUAUUCCAGGACCCAAGGGUGAAAAGGGUGCUACAGGUCUGAGAGGGGAUACUGGCGCAACAGGAAGAGAUGGUGCUCGUGGUGCUCCUGGUGCUAUUGGAGCCCCUGGCCCCGCUGGUGGAGCUGGUGAGCGGGGUGAAGGUGGUCCUGCUGGUGCUGCUGGCCCUUCUGGUGCCCGUGGUAUUCCUGGUGAACGUGGUGAGCCUGGUCCUGCUGGCCCUACUGGAUUUGCUGGACCUGCUGGUGCAGCUGGCCAACCUGGUGCUAAAGGUGAACGAGGUACAAAAGGACCCAAGGGUGAAAAUGGUCCACAAGGUGCUGUUGGCCCAGUUGGUUCUUCUGGACCAUCAGGUCCUGUUGGUGCCUCUGGUCCUGCUGGUCCUCGUGGUGAUGGUGGUCCUCCUGGUGUCACUGGUUUCCCUGGAGCUGCUGGCAGAACUGGUCCUCCCGGCCCCUCUGGUAUCACUGGCCCCCCUGGUCCCCCUGGCUCAGCUGGCAAAGAUGGUAUGAGAGGCCCACGUGGUGAUACUGGUCCAGUUGGCCGCACUGGAGAACAAGGCAUUGUUGGCCCACCUGGCUUCAGUGGUGAGAAAGGUCCAUCUGGAGAGCCUGGUGCUGCUGGUCCCCCUGGUACCCCAGGUCCUCAGGGUAUUCUUGGUGCUCCUGGUAUCCUUGGUCUGCCUGGCUCUCGGGGAGAACGUGGUCUUCCAGGCAUCUCUGGAGCAACAGGUGAACCAGGUCCUCUUGGUAUUUCCGGUCCUCCUGGUGCACGUGGUCCCUCUGGCCCCGUGGGUUCUGCUGGUCUGAAUGGUGCCCCUGGUGAAGCUGGCCGUGAUGGCAAUCCUGGCCAUGAUGGUGCUCCAGGCCGUGAUGGUGCUCCUGGUUUCAAGGGUGAGCGUGGUGCUCCUGGGAACAAUGGACCUGCUGGUGCUGUUGGUGCUCCUGGCGCCCAUGGUCAAGUUGGUCCUGCUGGAAAGCCUGGAAAUCGUGGUGAUCCUGGUCCUGUUGGUCCUUCUGGUCCUGCUGGUGCUUUUGGUGCAAGGGGUCCUUCUGGCCCACAAGGUGCACGUGGUGAGAAGGGAGAAACAGGUGAAAAGGGACACAGAGGUAUGCCUGGAUUUAAGGGGCACAAUGGACUUCAGGGUCUGCCUGGUCUUGCUGGCCAACAUGGAGAUCAAGGUCCUCCAGGUUCUACUGGCCCCGCUGGCCCAAGGGGUCCCUCUGGUCCUUCUGGUCCUGCUGGAAAAGAUGGUCGCAAUGGACUCCCUGGCCCUAUUGGACCUGCUGGUGUGCGUGGUUCUCAGGGUAGCCAAGGUCCUUCGGGUCCACCUGGCCCACCUGGUCUCCCUGGUCCCCCUGGUGCAAAUGGUGGUGGAUACGAAGUUGGCUAUGAUCUUGAAUACUACCGGGCUGAUCAGCCUGCUCUCAGACCUAAGGACUAUGAAGUUGAUGCCACUCUGAAAACAUUGAACAACCAAAUUGAGACCCUCCUGACCCCAGAAGGCUCCAGGAAGAACCCAGCUCGCACCUGCCGUGACCUGAGACUCAGCCACCCAGAAUGGACCAGUGGUUUCUACUGGAUUGAUCCCAACCAGGGCUGUACUAUGGAUGCCAUUAGAGUGUAUUGUGACUUCUCCACUGGUGAGACUUGCAUACAUGCCAAUCUAGAAAACAUCCCCACUAAGAACUGGUAUGUCAGCAAGAACUCCAAGGAAAAGAAGCACAUGUGGUUUGGUGAAACUAUCAAUGGUGGUACCCAGUUUGAAUAUAACGAUGAAGGAGUGACUUCCAAGGACAUGGCUACCCAACUUGCCUUCAUGCGUCUGCUGGCCAACCAUGCCUCCCAGAACAUCACCUACCACUGCAAGAACAGUAUUGCAUACAUGGAUGAAGAAACUGGCAACCUUAAGAAGGCUGUAAUACUGCAGGGAUCCAAUGAUGUUGAACUACGAGCUGAAGGCAACAGCAGAUUCACUUUCAGUGUUCUGGAAGAUGGCUGCUCUAGAAAGAACAACGCAUGGGGCAAAACAAUCAUUGAAUAUAGAACAAACAAACCAUCUCGCUUGCCCAUCCUUGACAUUGCACCUUUGGACAUUGGUGGAGCUGAUCAAGAAUUCGGUUUGGACAUUGGCCCAGUCUGUUUCAAAUGAACGAACUAAAACUAACUUAAAAUCCCCCAAAAAUAUUCUCUCUCUGCCAUUUCUUUUUUUUUUUUUUGUACUGAAAGCUGACUCCUUCCAUUUCUUCUGUUCAUCUACUUGCUUAAACUCUGGGCAAAAGAGAAGAAGGACUGAUUGGAGCAUUGUGCAAUGCAAUUUAAUACAGCCCCAAAAGGACUCGGAAACCUUUCAAGAUUUUAACACCUUGUUGUGGAAAAUGUCAGCCUUUGUAAGAAAAAAAAAACCAAAAUAAAAAAUCAUGAAAGUUUG